AUGUCAGGCGCCAGGCCUCUGCUGGCAGCGCGCUCCCCGUCAGGCGACAAGGACGGCGCAGGUGGUGCCUCGCUAAGAGGUUCCAAUCGUCCGCCUGGCGCCAGCUCCGCCCGUCCAAAGCGCACUUUGAUAGAGAGUGCCUGCUCGGCCUGCCGCCGUAGAAAGUCUAGGGUGGGUUCCCAUUCUCUUGUCCUUUUCCGCCCCCCAGCUACUGCUACUACUCUGUGAGAAUGACGAAACUGACUGGCUUCUGAAACAGUGCGAUGGUAUCAGGUACGAUCUACUAAAACCCAGCCCCGUGCCGCGUUUGUGCCUGCUCUCCCGCUCACUACCCUUGAUUUUCCCACAGGCCAUCCUGUUCACGAUGCCAGAAUCUGCGGACCGACUGUCACUACGAGGCCGAAGAGGGCGAAAGUCGCUGGUCUGCCCUCCGCCGCCGCAAUCAGAUCCUCGAAGCCGAACGCGAUCACGUUCGCGAGUUGAUGUACCUUGUGCAGACUCGCCCGGAAGCAGAAGCGCUUGAGAUCUUCCAGCGCAUCCGACAGACCAGCUACGACGACCUCUUCCUCCUGUUGCGCCGGCUCAAGGACUCCACGGGAGAUGCAGCGAUAGCAGUCGCACCCCACGUGCCAGGACUGGCCCAUCCUGUGAGCGGCCCCGAGCAGCGACUGCCACCUAUACAGACCAUUCUGGAUCCGAAAGCGCGCUCUCACCAGCCGCCGCAUCUCGCUCACAGCCAAUCCUUGAGCUCAGAAGACAGCAGAGGCUCGUCAGUGGGGAAUUCGGCGGGGAUGGAGAUCAUCUCCAUCCCCGUAUCCCACCAACAACAGCAGCAACAUCGCCAGCUCCUCGAUACGCUGGAACCGAGUCUCCGACCGCAGCCCGGUGACUAG
Messenger RNA from Lecanosticta acicola, 893 nucleotides. The record is from the annotation of a GenBank genome assembly. NCBI's taxonomy places the organism in Eukaryota, Fungi, Ascomycota, Dothideomycetes, Mycosphaerellales, Mycosphaerellaceae.